Molecule: messenger RNA, 1718 nt
Organism: Caenorhabditis auriculariae
Lineage: Eukaryota; Metazoa; Nematoda; Chromadorea; Rhabditida; Rhabditidae
Source: the annotation of a GenBank genome assembly
AUGAGCUCUAAAAAUAUUAUGCGUUUGGAUGGAUCAUUUUCAUCAGAACUGAAAUCUCUAGGCUUCAUUGCAGACGUGAGUUCGAAAGAAAAAUCCUGAUCAUUUAUUCAUUUUUCUCAGGAUCAUAAACUUUGGACUUUUGCUGCGAUCCACAAUAACAGCAAACUGAUCCUACAAGCCCAUAAAAAGUUUCAUUAGAAUAUGUUGAUUUUUAUUUAUUUGUAAUUUACAGUUUUUUGAAUGCAGGAGCAGACUAUUUGACUACAAAUACUUACCAUGCUGCCAUCCCGCUAAUGAAGAAGGAAGGGAUAGCAAAUUAUGAAGAGCUUGUCGCGGUGAUUUUCUUUUCACUUGCCGUUUAUAAGAUUACUCUCAGAAAACUGUGCGUUUGGCGAAACAAGCUCUGAAAGAGUGUUACAAGGGCAAUCAAGCUGAACUUUUUGGAUCGAUCGGCAGCUACUCUACAUGUUUGCGAGAUCAAUCGGAGUAUACAGGUUCUUAUGUAGACAACGAUCUGGAUAUUGAUCAGGUUAGCUCUUAUCCACGACUUCAGAAGAAUAACUACAUGGGCCGCAGUUGAAAAGUUGCUUUGAGUUUCAGAAAAACAGAUUUUAUCAAUAGACAUGCCUCGAAAUUCAAAAAUUUCUUCAAAAUUAAGGAAAAACUGCGGUCAUUGGAAGUUUACAAUUUUUAAUACCAAAGUGAAACGUUAAAGGUUUCUUUCAAGACGAUUUUAUUCCUUUGAAAGGAGCGCAACCGCAGCAUUCAAUUGAUUCCUUGCUCUGAAAAUCAAGCUCUACACCAAAAAAGAGCCUCUAAAUUCCUUUUAAGAAAAUGGUUUCGUACUAUUGGGACCAAAUCAAAAUGCUCCAUUCCUCACCAAAUCUCCUGAGGAACAUCCUCAUCGAAACCGUGCCUGCUCUUGCUGAAGUGAAAUCCCUCACAAAAGCCAUUCAAACGUACCUUUCUGGAUUGCCGCCGUCAGAGUCGGUUGAAACCAAGUUCUUCGUUUCGUUCACAUGUAAGGUAAGUAUUUUUUCGUUAAAAGUGCAAUCUGAACUUCUAGGAAAAUGGCCUUUUGCGUCACGGGGAAUCAAUCAAAGCUGCCGCCGAUCACUUAGUAAAAAACUCACAUGUAAUGCAUAUUUUCAGAUUGAAGUUAAAAUUUUUUUAUUUUUUUAAGGUUUAUGGAAUCGGAAUCAACUGCACCGACAAGAAAAAAACGUGUCGGCUGCUCUUUGUGGAAUCCAAGAAGCAACGGAAAACACUCGCAAAUUUGAGAAUAUAUUGGUUUACCCCAACAGUGGUGACACAAGUUUUUCAAAUACGUAAGUCUGUAAGAAAAUGAUUUCAAAUGCUGUAUUAUCAAGUGACAAACUUCACAUUACGUGCGAUUUUUCUGACUUGAAUGACGACUUUUUCAAAAGAGUUGGACAUCCGCUUCUCGAUAUGCUAUAGCAAAAAAAAUUUUUUUUCUUCGAACGUUUUUUUCUAUCAUGAAGUGCGGAUUGUUCUUGUAGGUUCUCGAGAAAAAAUUGAUUAUUGAGGUUUUCAAAUAACUUCCCGGUUUCAAUCCUAAAAAAAGGAUAUUGCUGACUGCAUUCAAUUCAUUUUUUCAGAAAUGAUAUAGAAUUUCAGAGAAAAACUCGACGAUAACAUGCCGAUGUUCACGGAAGAAGAUGUCACAUCGUGGAAGAGAAACGGAGCCACCAUCAUAG